Messenger RNA from Tachysurus vachellii, 3950 nucleotides. RefSeq lists its product as uncharacterized. Lineage: Eukaryota; Metazoa; Chordata; Actinopteri; Siluriformes; Bagridae. Gene Ontology annotation, cellular component: nucleus. The coding region runs from base 57 to 2558 and encodes 833 amino acids. Gene Ontology annotation, biological process: regulation of transcription by RNA polymerase II. The record is from RefSeq and is a predicted model, not a curated record. Gene Ontology annotation, molecular function: transcription cis-regulatory region binding. The transcript has 10 exons.
GUGAGAGAGAGAGAGAGAGAAACAGAAAGGGGGGGGUGAGGGAAUGUUGGACUGCAAUGGAGCAGAAUGCCAUACAGUGGUUAGGCCCGCCGUGCUGCCUGCGAGGCUCCUUCGCCUUCUACAAGUCGGUGAGCUGCAGGCCCGACGCUGGCGGCCCCGUUCAGGUCUGGAGACUCGGUGAGUUCUACUAUGUGCGCUGUGGCCCUCAGGAGCCGGUGUGUAUCGCCGAGAUCACUCUGCUGUGGGAGGAUCAGAGACAGCGUCACCCUCUGGCCAGCUCCAGACUCUAUUACCUACCGGAGGACACGCCCAAGGGCAGGACUAAGGAACACGGAGAGGACGAAGUUAUCGGCGUUUCUAAGAAGGUCGUGGUGCGAGUGGAGCAUCUGGUGAAGUGGACCUGUCCGGAGCAAUCUCAGUGGAAACACCACAACACCGUGAACGUCACUGACCCUCGUGUACUGAAUGGUUCCUCCUGUUUAACUGAUCCACAGGAAGUGAAAACCAAAGAUGAUGUUUCAGGAGUUCAGCACAGGGUUAAGGUGCUCAGCUACCCGCAGUACUGCCGCUUCCGCUCGCUGCAGAAACGGAUCCAGAGCCACGCGGCCCGGCCCAGCCCGCAAGACCCUCACCUCCUGGCUUUGGGCUGGAUAAAAAUGACUCUACACAACACACGCAUCCUGUACUGCAGAGACACUUUCAGCCAUCCGAGUCUCGGCACCAACCCCAGUUUAACGCCCGAGUUUGGAUGCCUGUCCGUAAGCCUGAAAGGACGACCGCGGAAACGCCGGGGCAGAGACGGCGACGGAACCGAUCAGCAAAUCCUCAACCAUUCCGAGUCAUGGGGAGAGAGAACAAAGGAAAAUGUCAUGAGCAAUGUGGAGACGACAGACGGUCACUGGCUUCCUCAUCCUGAGGAGAAGAUCUUUCUGGAUCAGCUGUAUCUCUUCAUGGAGCGCAGAGGUUCCCCCAUCUGUAAGGUUCCUAACCUGGGCUUUAAAAAGAUCGAUCUUUUCCUGAUGUACUCGGUCGUCAAUAAACUGGGAGGAUAUGAAGCGGUGACCUCUCGGCGCUUGUGGAAAGUGGUAUACAAUGAGUUAGGAGGAAGUCCGGGCAGUACCAGUGCUGCCACCUGUACCAGACGACAUUAUGAAAAGUUGAUUCUGCCGUACGAGCAGCACGUAAAGGGAGGAAACCAACAGCUGAACAAACCCAAAGCUCCGCCCACUCCGGCGUCUGCGUCCAUCAGGAAGGCCGUGCGAGGGAGAGUUCAGAGCGCUCCAAGGAAGAUCGGGGUCAUUAUUCAGGCAGCACCACCAGAUGGCGCCAGGGUACGGAAAAGAGGACGACCUCCCGGUAAAAGGAGCGUUAAGGUUCUGGCUCGGGGCAGAGUCGGUAGACCCUCGUCACAUACUAAAGCUUUAAGUGAGAAGAUAGUAAGUAAAGUCCAACCGAUCACAGUCAUCCAGGAAGUAAGGAUUUCUCCAGCCCCCGAAACCACCACCCACGUUCCCCAGCAGCAUCAAGCUCCGGAUGAUAUCAAGAUGAAGCAGGAGAAUGAACCUUCGUCUCCUUGCUUAUUGUCUGGACAAUCUAAGCUACAGAUUGGGGGCUCAUUGGAAGGGUUUAGCCCGACUAAAGGGAUGUGUCCCAUGGACUUCUUCAGAGCUCAUUGGGGCCUCAGUGGUGUGACUGGUCCAGAGAGAACUCAGGAGGCCUCGAUCACAAGCCAGACCAAAGCCAGGAGUCCAGAAACACCAGAGAAUUUGCAGCACCAGUGUUCUGGAUGCAACUCCGCUCAUCCUUCAUGGACCGGAGGCCCAAGAGAGGGCCUGACAGCCAGACCUCAGCUGCCUCCUCUGAAGAUCCUCCCAUUGGACAUUGAUUGUAGCCUUCAGUUGCACCAGCUGAUGCACACUCGCAUCGGCACGGCACAUAUGAACACGUUCACCAAGCGUCUCUCAGAAGCGUUGGCUCAGGAUCUUAGCAAGACCAAUGGCCAUGCUGUGCCUGUUUCUCAGGAGCAGGCUGUGCCUCUCAACCUGAGCAAGAAGCCCACCACCAAGAGGUCUUCGGAUGAUGUGGAUUCCCAGUGGCAAAGAGACUCUGAGGCCAAGCGGCUGAAGAUGGAACCCAUAGACCUUCGCCUGACUCUGAAGCAGAACGAAGGUUCCUCAGGACAAACGUUGGUCCAGGAUGAGCCAGCUGACCUGAGCUGUCCACGGAGGGUCAGGGCUCUUCAGGACCGGACUAGCUUAGACUUGACUGGAUCUCAGGAUUCACAUUUAUCUCCGAAAUCCGAUCUUAAUCCUUCCACAGACUGCAUUUUUCCUUUGAGCGUCGUCUCGUCAUCGGGCACUGCUCUGAAAUGGCAGGAAAACGAUUUGAACCCCGCGGAUCUGAAGUUGGGAGAGACCCCGGAGAGACUUAAGGUUAAUCACAACACAGAAACUUGCCCUAAAGCUGAACAGCUCUCCCAACAUAUUUCUUACAAAGAUUCCAACACAAGAGAUUAUAAAGUUCCAUCUCUCCUUUCCAAGCCAUCCAAAAGCUGUUGACCUGCAGACACGAAAGCAGACCGGCGUCAAACCCAAACUUUCUGGUCCUCACUCCUCUCCCUAUACACAUCCUCACCGGACACUUUAAUAGUUACACCAUUCCUUCGUUCGUUGAUGCAACCAAUCAUGUGGCCGCAGGGCUUCAGUAAAUGUUCCUGAUAGCUGAUCGUAGCAGAACUCGAUAUGGCUUCAAGCUGUUGUAGCUCAUCAGUUUGAAGGUUCUGGGAUUUGAGAUGCUGUUCUGCUCACUACAGAUGUAAAGAGUGAUUUAUUUGAGUUUCUGAAGCUCAAACCAGUUCAAAUCAAAUCUAUAUUUUUUUUCCUGAUGUUUCAAUUGAAUGUUACCUGAAGACCUGAAUCUGCAUUAUUUCGGUGCCUGAUGUGCUGCACUGCUGCUAGCUGAUUUUGACAAUCAGCAUAAAGAAGCAGGGGUACAGCUGUCCCUAUUAAAGUGUCCAGAUUCGGACAGUCCUGCUUUUAUGCCAAGUCUCUCAAACACUACUACUGUACUCCUUCUGGUCUGGGCUUCUUUUUUUUUUCUUUCCCCCCUAACAAAAGACCAAUUGUUUUAUGCAGUCAAGUCGAGAGGCUCAGCCACGAAGGUCUAGUAACGGGACAUGCUGUUAUUUUGGACAAUACAGGAAUUAUGAAUCAUAUAUUUUAAGAUAACUUGUAAAGCUCACAUUGCAACUCGUAGAUACGCGUGUUAACUUAAAAACCUGGUUCCACAGGAAUCCGAUGGCUACUGUAGCUUAUUUUGGUCAUUCUACAGUCAUCAAUAUGCUAUUUUAAGCUUUAUUAAGCAUUCUUGCUUUAUAUUUCGUCAAUCGUCUUUUAUUCCCUUUUUGUUUUAUUUCCUUAAGUGCCGUCGGUUUUACCUUUCAAUCUUUUUAUACAUUUCCUCAGCUAACCGAAAGCUAACAAAACCGUACACGUUCUUUGUCCUGCAUUUGCAGACUGUUAUGUUUGGUGGUUGUUUAUUAAACUGGUGCAAUUAGUAGUUUUUUCGUUUUCAAUGGUCCAGUGAGAACCAUUUUUAAAGGUUUUUUAAAGGGCAUUGAUAUAGAUCUAUGUACACAUACUUAUUAUUAUUAUUAUUAUUAUUAUUAUUUUAUUUUUUUGUUAAAGGCUUUAACGUAGAUGAAUAAGGACACGUUCUUGGUCAGCAAAGGCUCGUUUUCUAUCUUUCUUUCUGAAUGCAAAAUUCCUAAACAUGUUUACAGCGCAGACGUUAUGGACACGUCAGGAGCAGUUUGAUACGCGACAUGAAAUCGUAAGCAGAUUUUCGAAAAAAAUGUUGUAAAAGAAGAAUAUGACUUUGCAGAUUAGACAGAGAUCAGAUAAUCCUAUACAGUUAGAUCUGUUUAUUUUAAUAAAAAAAUGCAUACUUUA